Pocillopora meandrina is the source of this 2664-nucleotide messenger RNA. NCBI's taxonomy places the organism in Eukaryota, Metazoa, Cnidaria, Anthozoa, Scleractinia, Pocilloporidae. The record is from the annotation of a GenBank genome assembly.
AUGGCGACUUUUAGAUUUCCCUCCAUCGUUACAAUGACAGCGUUGGCGAGAUUGAUAGGGAAUACUGCACGAAGUUGUCUUCCAAAAAACGCAUGUAGUAUUUAUACGACUCGCGUGUUUAUGGAUCUUGUUGGAAUAAUUAGGCCUCCGGUAAACAUGCAAUGCGCCAGAAGGAACACUUCUACUACGACUCUAGAGCACUGGACUGAUAUAAGUAUCAAAGAGCUUAGAGCAAUGCUAACAGCGCAUAAUAUUCAGUUGUUUGAUGUCAGAGAACCCUAUGAGCUUGUGGAGUCAGGGAAGAUUGCCUGUGCUACAAACAUCCCACGUAUGUUUUUUUCUCUUUUGUUUUCGUCGUGAAUUUUCUUCAUUUUGAAUUGAAUAUUACUAGCUAAUGAAAGGUAGCUUUGAAGGUUAGGGAAUUAUUACUGAUUAGUAAUUUACUUAAUAACCCGAUAAUGGUUAAUAAGUUUCUGAAUACUAUUCCUAGGUGGCAAAACUAUUUCACUGCCCUGUUGAGUACUGAACUUACUUCAAUGUGCAACCACUCAAUUCUCAGUGGCACUAAUGGCCUUGUGCCAAGUUUUUUCUCUCUUGCCUUUGCCAAUUCUUAUGCCUAGUUAUGAUUCUUACACCUGUAGAUAAAAAAAACUCCAAUUCCAUGCCAUGCCUGAUAAACAUUUCUUACAAUUUUACACUUCAAACUACGUGUUUUUCUUCUUUCCCUCCUUCUCCCUUCUUGCUCCAUAAAUUUUUUGGUAUUCAUGCGCAGGGCACAUGAUUUCAUAAAAUCAACCAAUCAUGAUGUCAACAGAUGUGAAUCUUGACAUUGUAAACUGAUGGGGCCACUCUCGCAUACUUUUCUUGUGGUUGUUCUUUGGAGUAAGUUUCUAGUUUUUGAGCUGUCUUUCAUUGCAAAUGUGUUACUUGUUUGUUUUAAAGAGUUUAAGGAAUUUAAGGAGUUCUGAAAUCUUUAUGUAAGCCAAAUAUUGUUGUUAGAUUUGAAAGGCUUUAUUAUAUUAUUUUAACAUAGUUAGAUUCUAGCAUCUUUUCUGUAAAGGGAUAUUUUACAUGGAUAACCAAUUCCUUAUUUCUAGUGGAAAUCUUUGAGCUAACAGACCCUAACUUAGCAUACUUGUUAAAGAGUGAAUUGAUGAAAAUAAUAAAAAAAAACAGUCACAAGUACAUGUGAUUAUUAUUAUUUAUUUUCAAUUUUCAGAGCCUCUUACUGCUAUAAUUGCUUUAAAAGUUUUUCAUAGAGUAGGUAAAAUUGACACGAUUUUAUUUUUAUUGCAUUUUUCAGUGCGUAAAGUUCCUGAGGCCUUUACAAUGGAUCCUGCAGCAUUUGAGGAGGAAUACAAUGUUAAAAAGCCAGACAAAAAUGAUGCAAAUAUUGUGUUUCAUUGUCUGGCUGGAAUAAGGAGUAGAGCAGCAAUGGAGGCAGUUCAUCAAAUUGGCUACACAAAGUAAGAUCACCUCCAACUGACUCGCAUAAUUUGAUCCUGUGUCUUUUAACUCUUUACAUGCUAAAAUUGAUAUUUAUAUUCUCCACUCUGUUCUCUUUACAUUUCCUACAAUAUUGGCAAGGAGAACUUGUUUCUUUAUCAGGAACUUUUUUUGUUGGUGAUCGUUUUUUUUUCUUCUCAUGGCCUUAACCCUUUAAACCUUAACAACAAUAUGCGUAUUCUCCAUACUGUUCUCUAUACAUUUACUAAAGUGCUGACAAGGAGAAUUUGUUUAACAAUCAAGAGUUUCUUUAGUUGGUGAUCAUUUCCUUUAUUUUCAUGACCUUAAUGUUAGAUUCAAGGGUGAUAUUGCUGGGAGAAAUUGGAUGCUAGUCACUCUCAGGGGUGAAAGGUUUUUAUGUUUGAUUCAGGGGUGAUAUAUUAAUACUGUUAUGUUUUACAUUUACCAUUUUUUUCUCUUAACCCUUUAACUCCCAUAAAUGAGUGACCAAGACAGAAUUUCUCCUUACAGUAUCAAUAUAGAAUCAACCAGAUAAGUGAUGAGAACAACUUUAGAAAAUUAUCAAUUUGGGGAUAAUUAGUUGAUCCAAUACUACAUUCUCUGAACUUACAUUAUAAGAAUUGUAUGGUUGAUAGUAAGGAGAAUUGCAAAGUUGAUCUGGGAGUUAAAAGGAUUAAAUGCUUUUUUGUCCAUACAAUGUGAAUUUCCAGAUUAGGCACAGAGAGUUUUGGUAAGUUAUAUGAUUUUAGAUGAACUAUCAGAUAUGAAAGUUUUUUUUCGUUUUCUUCUCAGGGCAAGACAUUACCCAGGAGGCUACAUGGAGUGGAUAUCACAAGUUGAUAACUCAGAAAAAUCCAAUGGUUGAACUUGGAAGAAUAAUUUCUGUUUGUUUGAUUUAUUUAGUACUGGUUUCUGAUUGACCUUGGUGUGCAUUAGUGUGAGUGAAUAAAAACUUCUGACAAUUUAUUCUUAUUAAAAGCAUCUGUUUGUUGUUAUAUUGCCCAUUAUUUAAGGCAAAUUUAGUAGAGGAAAUUAGAUAGCUCUUGUUAGUAACAAGGGCUGCGAGCAAGGAAAAAAAACUGAAGAAGGGAAAGUAUUCCAAAUUUGUUCUUCACUUCUCAAGAUAAGUUACAGUGACCUUGACCUUUUUUUAUAAGUAAAAAAUGUUUGAAGUAAUGAUGAAAAUGUGAAAGCCAU